Molecule: messenger RNA, 5527 nt
Organism: Otolemur garnettii (small-eared galago)
Lineage: Eukaryota; Metazoa; Chordata; Mammalia; Primates; Galagidae
Gene: GHR
Product: growth hormone receptor
Exons: 10
Coding region: 1539-3476 (645 amino acids)
Biological process (GO): growth hormone receptor signaling pathway; cytokine-mediated signaling pathway; positive regulation of receptor signaling pathway via JAK-STAT
Cellular component (GO): membrane; cytosol; external side of plasma membrane
Molecular function (GO): growth hormone receptor activity; cytokine binding; peptide hormone binding
Source: RefSeq, a predicted model, not a curated record
UCUGACAAGGAUAUACAUUUAUAUAAUUCUCAAUAAUUCUCCAAAUAAAACCAUUCACAAUUUCUAACAGUUGCAAAUAUUUCUGGUUUCAUCACAUGAGUAGGAUUCAUAGUUCUCUAAGGUAAGGAAGCUGUAUCUCAUAAAGCCCAAAUCAGAAUGUCAUGGGUUCAGGUAUAUUUUCUUUCUUUAUAGAUAUCAAGGGUAAAAUCUCAGCAAAUGUUUUUAUAUAAGUCUUGUGUGAUUACUCUUUUAACUCUUUCAACUGACCCUGAAAAAUGAGCAGAAAAAAAUCUUUCUCUUUGAAGCAUAAACUUGAAAGAUCUAAUCUGGCUAGUCCCCAAAUCACUGGCUGGUUGGUCCUUUACUUAUAUAUAAACCCUCAUUGUAAAGGAUCCAACUUCAUCAUGAGUCCCAGAAAUGUUCCCCAAGUCUAGGUAGCCCGUGUCUUUGGUGAUCCAGCCUAUGGAUGUCCAAACUAGCAAGGGUGAAGAGCGGGAGUGAAGGGAAUGUUCAUUUCCUGGAAAGAUGGAUACACCACGUCCACGCAGGUCCUGUUCACCAGAAUGGAGUCAUGUGACCACAGUUAUCUGCAAGGUUCACUGGGAAGUGCUGUUUUCUCUGGGUUCUAUUACUAAUUAAAAGUGGGGAAAGUGAGUAUUGGAGGCAACACCAAAUAUUAGUCAGACCAUAUCAUAGACUGUGGUAUUUAUCCUACAAACAAGGGAGACACUUAAAUAUUUUAUUCAGAGGGAUGACUUGAUGAUAAUUGUGUUGCAUACCAUGUGUGUGUCUGAGAGAGAGAGAAAAGGGGAGACACACACAGAGAAAGAGAGAGAGAAAGAGAAUGGUUUGGAGAGAGCCUGCCUGGCUAUUAGGAGGUCAUUCCUCAAGUCCAAGUGAGAAAUGGUGGCUGGGAUCUGGGUGAUAGUAAUAGAAAGGGUAAGGAGAUGAUGGGAUAGAUGAUUCAAAUGAUACUGAAAAGAUAACAUUGCCAGUUAAAAUAGGAGCAGAGGAAGUCAGAAAAAUGUCCAGAUAACUCCUAGGUUAUCUAGAUGUGAGGUUAUUUGUAGAAGAAUCCUGAAUUUUGUUUUGGAAAUGUGUUUCAGAAGCAUCUGUCAGGCAACUGGUUUCUGCACAUCGAAAAUAUGAUUUUAGAACAAAAUAACCGCCAAUUUAUAAUCAGUGAAAUUCUCAAACCCAGGCAUUGUUAACUAAACCACUUAAAUGAAUUUUCCCUCCCAAGAGAUUUCUUAUCUUAAAGUACUGCAAACACCUAAACACAUUGCACAUAAGCAUAAGAAAGCUAGCUAGAUAUAGAAUCUUGAAACUAGCAAAAGGCUCAGCUAAUCCUGGCAGUCAUAAGUCACGAUCGGUCUUCUUGUGUUGAUAGUGUGGACAGGAAUAUUGGUCGUACCCGGGGGUAUGAGUCACACAAUCUUGCAUGUGACAACUCAGUGCACACUGAGUGAUGGGCAUCAUCAUGACUGUUCUCACUCUGUGAGCAUCUACGAGAACUAUGGCAAAGCUCCUGGGCUGGAAUGCAGGCUUUUGGUCCUUCAGGUAUGGAUCUCUGGCAGCUGCUGCUGACCUUGGCACUGGCAGGCUCAAGUGAUGCUUUUUCUAGGAGUGAGGCCACACCAGCUCUUCUUGGCAGAGAAUCCCAGAGUCUGCAAAGAGUUAAUCCAGCCCUAGGGACAAAUUCUUCUGGGAAGCCUAAAUUCACCAAGUGCCGUUCACCUGAACUAGAGACUUUUUCAUGCCACUGGACAGAUGGGGUUCAUCAUGGUUUAAAACGCCUGGGAUCAGUACAGCUGUUCUAUAUUAGAAGGAGCACUCAGGAAUGGACCCAAGAAUGGAAAGAAUGCCCCGAUUAUGUCUCCGCUGGAGAAAACAGUUGUUACUUUAAUUCAUCGUAUACCUCCAUUUGGAUACCUUACUGUAUCAAGCUGACUAACAAUGGUGGUACAGUGGAUCAGAAGUGUUUCUCUGUUGAGGAAAUAGUGCAACCAGAUCCACCCGUUGGCCUCAACUGGACUUUACUGAACAUCAGUUUAACUGGGAUUCAUGCAGAUAUCCAAGUGAGAUGGGAACCACCACCCAAUGCAGAUGUUCAAAAAGGAUGGAUAGUUCUGGAAUAUGAGUUACAAUACAAAGAAGUAAAUGAAACUCAAUGGAAAAUGAUGGACCCUGUGUUGUCAACAUCAGUUCCAGUCUACUCGUUGAGACUGGAUAAAGAGUAUGAAGUGCGUGUGAGAUCCAGACAACGAAACUCAGAAAAAUAUGGCGACUUCAGUGAGGUGCUUUAUGUAACCCUUCCUCAAAUGAGCCCAUUCGCAUGUGAAGAAGAUUUCCGGUUUCCAUGGUUCUUAAUUAUUAUCUUUGGAAUAUUUGGGCUGAUGGCCAUGCUAUUUGUAUUUGGAUUUUCUAAACAGCAAAGGAUUAAGAUGCUGAUUCUACCCCCAGUUCCAGUUCCAAAGAUUAAAGGCAUUGAUCCUGAUCUUCUCAAGGAAGGAAAAUUAGAGGAGGUGAACACAAUCUUAGCCAUUCAUGAUAACUACAAACCUGAGUUCUACAAUGACGACUCUUGGGUGGAAUUUAUUGAACUAGACAUUGACGAUCCUGAUGAAAAGACUGAAGGCUCAGACACAGACAGACUUCUAAGCAGUAACCAUCAGAAAUCACUUAAUAUCCUAGGGGCAAAGGAUGAUGACUCUGGACGUACCAGCUGUUAUGAACCCGACAUCCUAGAGACUGAUUUCAGUGCCAUUGACAUGUGUGAUGGUACCUCAGAGGUGGCUCAGCCACAGAGAUUAAAAGAAGAAGCAGAUCUUGUGUGCCUUGACCAGAAGAAUCAAAAUAACUCACCUUACCCUGACACUUCCCCUGCCACUCAGCAGCUCAGUGUUGUCCUAGCAGACGAAAGCAAACCACGACCAUGUCUUGUUGGAAAUGAGACAACUCAUCAAGCUGCCCAUACUCAGCUAAGCAAUCCGAAUUCACUGGCAAACAUUGACUUUUAUGCCCAGGUGAGCGACAUUACACCAGCAGGGAGUGUGGUCCUUUCUCCGGGCCAGAAGAAUAAGGCAGGGAUAUCCCAAUGCGACACGCAUCCAGAAGUGAUCUCACUCUGCCAAGCAAACUUCAUCGUGGACAACACCUACUUCUGUGAGGCAGAUGCCAAAAAAUGCAUCGCCGUGGCCCCUCACAUGGAGGUCCAAUCACACGUAGAGCCAAACUUUAACCAGGAAGAUAUUUACAUCACCACAGAAAGCCUUACCACUACUGCUAGGAGGUCUGGGACAGCAGAAUGUGCUCCGGAUUCUGAGAUACCUGUCCCAGAUUAUACCUCCAUUCAUAUAGUACAGUCUCCACAAGGCCUCAUACUCAAUGCCACUGCCUUGCCCUUGCCUGACAAAGAGUUUCUCUCGUCUUGUGGCUACGUGAGCACAGACCAACUGAACAAAAUCAUACCAUAGCCUUUCUUUGAUUUCCAAGAGCUAUGUAUUUAAUGGCAAAGAAUCAGCUGGGGCACGAAUGCUUAAACCAAAUCAAUGUUUAAACCUUUUGGGGUGGGGAGGGUGAAGUGUGGAUCCUAAAUAGGCCUUUUCCUGAAAUGUUGAAACAUGGUAUUAAAAAGAAAAAAUAAGAAGGAUGUUUAAUCGGAUAGAUAUUCCUGUUGUGAAUUGUAAAUAUUUUAAAUAAUUGUCUCAAAGACUGUUUAGUGGCAGUGAUUGUCUUGUUAUUGUGAGUGUUAAUUUUGUGAUACUAAGCAUUGAAUGGCUGUGUUUUUAAUGUCUAGUAAAUCAUGCUUUUUGAAAAAGCGAAAAAUCAGGUGGCUUUUGCAAUUCAGGAAAAUUGAAUGCAAAUCACAUAGCACAGGCUAAUUUGUUUCUUUUUUAAAUAAUCAGGAACUAAACUAUAGGGAAGGAGGCAAAAAUAGUUUGGAUAUGUAAAAUAUUUAUUUUGACAUAAAAUUGAUACAGAUAUUUUUAAUAAUUUAGACUUCAAGCAUGGCUGUUUUCUAUGACACUAGACACUGUGUACUGUAGUUCAGAUUACCCAUCUAAGGAAUGUAGCAACUGCAGUCUAGAGCUGGUUUAAGGCUUUUGUCAAUGCACCGAAAGAAAAACAAGUUAGUUUUUUACAAGGCCCUUUUAUACCUCUCCAAACUCAAACUCCUUAAACGAUUCUAAAGUGCUGGUAGUAACCUGCAUUAUUGGAAUGCACCUAUUGUGUCUGAAUUUUUAAACAACAUAUUUGUUCAUUUAGAAAACUUUUAAAUGUUUGCACAUGUCAACUGGCCCAAAAAAAUGAACCAAAAACAAUGCAAAAGCAAAAAAAAAAAAGAAAAUGUCUUCAAAUUUUGGUUCAUGCCAUAGAGCUACAUGCUGAGAGAAGUCGAAGGUAAAGCUAGUUCAUAUUGACCCGGACGCUAAAGUGCUAUGUUUGCUCAUGGAGUGAGGAUUUUAGUGCGUGUGCAUUGUGAGUGAUAAACUCUAUAACCUCUACAGUGGAAUCUCUUCAAACCCAACUAGGUUUGAUAUCAUAGUUACCUAAGAAGGGAAUAGGUGCAAGAAGAAUUUCGUAAGUUGAAGCAAGUUGAAUGAAGUUAACCAUGUAACGGAAGAAAGAGUUCAAGAAAGGAGAUUUUCUUUCCCCACCGUUAACCAGAUAUAUAUUCAUUUUUCAUGGUAAUGAGGGACAGAAGAGACAAGGUUUUCAGCCCCCACAGAUAACUCAAAAAUGACUUUAGUCAAUAACAGAAACUUUCUUUCUCAUCAAAACUUUUAUAGGACUUACUUAAAGUAUUAAAAGAAAGAAUUUCAUCAUUUUUUCAUUUUCUGUCUAAAGCAGGCAGUCAGUCAGAAGAAAAAGAAGGCACCUGAGUAACUUAUAAAUUAUUUUCCAAUCCCUUAAGAUCCUAAACAUCAUUCUUAGGAGCACUGGGAUAGACCCCAAAAGAGUUAUGAUACAGAGAAGAGGCUCAUCUCACUGAACAGUACUUCUCAUUGUUUAAAAAAGCUUAAAACUUAGACGUUAGCUUUAACUUAAAUAGUAUUUGCCAUUUAGCUCAGACCUUUAUAGGAAGCAAGCUUAAUGGUUGAUGAUUUUAAAUUCCCUCUUUCUUGUAGGAAGGACAAUGAAAGGCUAGAAUUGGGUCUUUAAAGUUCAAUAUGUUACUUUGUAAUAGAUGUUUAAUACAUUUUCUGCUAUCUUGCUGCUAUGGUUUUUCUCCAAGAGCUACAUAAUUUAGUUUCAUAUAAAAUAUCAUCAGUGUAGAACCGAAUUCAAUUUAAAGCUGUGUGUUUGAAAGAACCAUCUUACUAUUUCACAAUAGGCUGACAACAUUUCUAUAGCCAAAAAUAGCUAAAUACCUCAAUCAGUCUCCGAAUGUCAUUUUGGUACUUUGCUGGCCACACAAGCCAUUAUUCACUAGUAUGACUAGUUGUGUCCUGCAGUUUAUAUUUAACUUUCUUUAUGUCUGUGGAUUUUUUCCUUCAAAGUUUAAUAAAUUUAUUUUCUUGGA